Molecule: messenger RNA, 1124 nt
Organism: Cucumis sativus (cucumber)
Lineage: Eukaryota; Viridiplantae; Streptophyta; Magnoliopsida; Cucurbitales; Cucurbitaceae
Product: ubiquitin-conjugating enzyme E2 27
Exons: 5
Coding region: 259-843 (194 amino acids)
Biological process (GO): proteasome-mediated ubiquitin-dependent protein catabolic process; protein polyubiquitination
Cellular component (GO): nucleus
Molecular function (GO): ubiquitin conjugating enzyme activity; protein binding
Source: RefSeq, a predicted model, not a curated record
AAUAAUAAAUGUAGAGAGAAUUGGAAGAGAGAGAGAGAGAGUGGUAGUGGGGUCGGUAGGGAUGGCAUAAUUCUGUGAGACGGAAAGAAAGAAAGAAAGAAAGGAGAGAGUGAAAGCGAAAGGGUUUUCGCUUCUCCAAUCUCCAACCUUGGCCAAAGUUUUCCUUUGGAUUCGUCUUCCUUCAUCACACACACUUUUAGGGUUCCUUCUCUUCUUCCCAUUUGUCCGAUCAUCAUCACUCACUCACCAUCCACGAAGAUGAUAGACUUCGCUCGGGUGCAAAAGGAGCUCCAAGAAUGCACUAAAGACAUUGAGGCUUCUGGUAUUAGAGUCACCCCCAAAUCCGAUAGUCUUUCCCAUUUGCUCGGCACCAUUCCUGGUCCUAUCUCUACUCCGUACGAAGGUGGCAUUUUCCAAAUUGACAUUACAUUACCAGAUGGGUAUCCAUUUGAGCCUCCCAAAAUGCAGUUUGCUACAAAAGUCUGGCACCCUAAUAUUAGUAGUCAAAGUGGUGCAAUUUGCCUGGACAUUUUGAAGGAUCAGUGGAGCCCAGCACUUACGUUGAAGACAGCCCUGCUCUCUGUGCAGGCACUGCUGUCUGCUCCUCAGCCUGAUGAUCCUCAAGAUGCUGUCGUGGCACAACAGUAUCUUAGAGACUACCAGACUUUUGCUGGCACAGCUCGAUAUUGGACAGAAACUUUUGCCAAGACGUCAUCUCUUGGGGUGGAAGAAAAGGUUCAGAAACUCAUGGAGAUGGGAUUCCCCGAGGCUCAAGUAAGGAGCAGUUUGGAAGCUGUGGGUUGGGAUGAAAAUUUGGCUUUGGAAAAACUCUGCUCCGGCUAGAGUCUCACUCCUUUGCCACCCGCCGAACAUAGGAGUAUAUAUUGAUCCAAAGGGUCGUAUCUAUAGUAUAUAGCCCCUUUUUUUUUAAAAAAAAAAAAAAAAAAAAAAAAAUAAUUUGUGUUUGUAGGUGCUAUGUUCUCAUUUUUAAUGUGGAGGGUCUUCUUAACCUGCCCCCAUCAAUUCUCCCUAUCAUUUCUCUUCACUGAUAUGGCUUCAAAUUCUGGUCUUAUGCUGAGUUUUGAUUUGCAUCAAUUAUUUUAGUUCAUAAUUUAUUUUCUUAA